Messenger RNA from Drosophila grimshawi, 2900 nucleotides. RefSeq lists its product as uncharacterized. Gene Ontology annotation, cellular component: cytoplasm. The transcript is spliced from 6 exons. The coding region runs from base 160 to 1824 and encodes 554 amino acids. Lineage: Eukaryota; Metazoa; Arthropoda; Insecta; Diptera; Drosophilidae. The record is from RefSeq and is a predicted model, not a curated record.
CUCGAAUUUCAUCGGGUGAGAAACGUGGUUUGUUGGAAGCAGCCGGAGAAGGUAGACGUUGCUCUGUAACUUGUGUAAAUUUGUGAAAGAAAAAUAAAUUGUUGAAAACGAAAAACUAAAAAAGAACAGUUUAAAUACACAGUUUAUAAACGAAAUACGAUGGAAAAUCAAAGCAACGAAGCUCCCGUUGCCGCUGCCGCCGCCGCCGCUGCGGAGGUAUCAUCGACAACUCAACCCGCAGAGCCGACAAAGCGCUCGUUGCGCGUUUUAACCUGGAAAAAGAUCCAGGAUGGCAAAGUUGGAAUUGGCUUCAAUGGCAUAUUCAACCGUAUUCCUGCGUUCGUUGAUGCCGAUAAGGCUGCAGCAUUGCUCAUUGCGGAGGAGGAGUUCAAGAAAGCACAGCACAUCAAAGUGAACAUCGAUCGCGCCUUGCACGAUUUUAAGGAACAGUCGAUGCUGGCCAAUAAAUCUGUGUAUUUGCCCAGCACACGGGACUCGCCCGCACUCUGCCUGAAGGUUGAUGUGGCGGAUGAUGCCACCGAUGAGCAGAAGAAGGAGGCAUUGCGUGUCCAAGACAUACAGAAGUUCCGUUCGGAGAUUGGUCUCGAUAGCAAGUUAAAGCUUGAUUUGGUUGUCAUCGGUUCGGUGGUCGUUUCACGUGAUGGCUAUCGCAUUGGACGCGGCAAUGGUUUUGCCGAUUUGGAUAUUGGUUUGCUUAUUGAGCUGGGAGUGAUCACGCCGGAGACGGCCAUUGUAACAAUUGUGCAUGAUGUGCAGGUUGUCGACACAUUGCCCGUUAAUUUGUUCCAAAAAUACGAUACACCAGUGGACAUCAUUGUAACACCCACCGAGGUUAUACGUGUGGCCAAGCGUUUGCCGCGUCCAAAUGGCGUUUUCUGGGAACUGUUGUCCGAGCGCCGCUUGAAGAUCUUGCCUGUGCUGCAACAGCUUAAGGAGCAGCUGGAGAAGUCGGGUAAGCAGAUAACCCUGAAGGAGGAGGAUACCGAUGUUGAGCAGCAUCAGAAUAGUAGACGCCGUCGUGGACCGUUGCGUCGUCGCUUCCAACGAGGAAACCCAGGACGCACCACCUCACAGACUGACAACGAACAACAAGGCGGCGAAAAUGCGCAGAAGCGCGCACCUCGCCGCAAGAAUCGUUUCGUUAAUCGUCGCAGACGUACGAACAAGUCUGAGGGCGACCAGUCAGGUGUCGAGGCUGGUGUUAAGAGUGAAGAUCGUAAAUUUGAUGAGGGCGGUGCUGGUGAACGUCGCCCAAGGAAGAAGAAUCGCCCGCCGCGUGAUUUCUGUGUUAAAUUGACAAACCUGACACGCGACGUUCGCGUCAAGGAUCUGAAGACAGAGCUGCGUAAGCGCGAAUGUAACCCACUGUCGAUUACAUGGAAGGGUCAUUUUGGAAAGUGCUUCUUGCACUUUGGCAAUCGCAAUGGCAAUCCGAGUACUCAGGACGAUGUUGAUAAAGUUCUCAAGUCGCUGAACGAUCUCUCGCUAACCAUUACCACAGGCGGUUUCGAGUCAACACCGGCAACUGCAGCUGGUGCCGAGGAGCAGCCAGUCGAGAAUGUGAAUGCACCAGGGCAAACGAAAACCAUAAAUGUCAAUGUGGAGCUACUUCAGUUUGGCAAAAAGAAUGCCGGUGGCAACGCUGGCGAGGGUGGUGAUGUUGAUGCUGAUGCCAGCCCAUUGAAUGGCAAUGGCGAGAAUGCCAAUGCCAAUGUCAAUGUCAAUGUCAAUGCCAAUGCCAAUGCGAAUGCCGAGGAGGGCGGCGCUUCACGCAUUGAGUCGGUGGAUACAACCACUGUAUAGUAUGACCAAGUCGGUAGCGCUGCCACCAAACGGCCCCGGCGGUUGUCCGCCGCCAGUGCCACGUGUGGAGUUCAACGAAAAAGAGUAACAUUUUGUUUAGAAACAACCGAAAUGAAGUAACACACAAACAGACAACAAAAAACCAACCGAAUUGAGCUCCAAACACACACACAAACACAAAAAACACAUGCAAACAAACAAACAAAAGAAAAACUAAACACUCAUCCAAACACACUUUAACUUUAUAAUUUUCAGCUUUGUAGUUUCUUCUCAUUCACUCUUUCUAAACUCUUAGACACAACAAGCGCCAGAAAAUAUUUCGAUUCAAUUCUAACUGAAACUCUGACGCUAUUUCUAAACAAUUGCAUUUGUUUUUUGCUUUAAAAGAAAACAAAACGACAAAAAAAACUUCGUUAUAUAAUGAAAAACAAAAAUAUGAAUGAAAUACUCGUUCCACAAUUUGCAAAGUGGAUCAUUAUUUCAAGCUAGGUAAUAAUCCUUCAUCCACUCACCACUUGUCUUUCUUUUUCCUUGACAAGUCAAAUAAAAAAAUAUAAAUAUUUUACGAUUUUCUAAACGUUUUCCUUACAACUUGUAACACCUGGCCCCAACCCACCUGCUAAGUGCGUGCCGCCCAGGAUACAGUUGAGCUGCUAUUCUUGGGAGCACGCCCUGCGCGUGGAUUAGGGAAUUCGUGUACGAAAUGUUGAUAUUCGUAAAUUCUUAAAUUAACCACGAAAAAACAAAAAAAAAAAAAAAAAAAUUGAGAACAAUGCAAAAAAAAAAACAAAAUCGCGUGGAUUAAAGCAAUUGAAUUAACAAAUAAUUAACAUGUUGCAUUUUUUGCUGAAUGAAAUCAAUAUAGAAACGAACAAUAAAACAUAAUUAUUGUAAUUUGGUUAGUGUUUUUUCCCACACGGCCACAAACAACACCAAUACCAAUACCCUUACAAUUAUUAUAUAUAUUUUAACAACAUGAAGAUCAACAAGAUGUGAAAACAAAAAAAUUAUACAUACAAACCGUAAUUAUUUACUCUUUUAUACAAAGAAAAAGCAUUAAAAAAUCUUAUGUGAAA